This is a messenger RNA of Cottoperca gobio, 2326 nucleotides long. It is a transcript of the gene tmem127, whose product is annotated as transmembrane protein 127. The record is from RefSeq and is a predicted model, not a curated record. Gene Ontology annotation, biological process: negative regulation of cell population proliferation; negative regulation of TOR signaling. The transcript has 4 exons. NCBI's taxonomy places the organism in Eukaryota, Metazoa, Chordata, Actinopteri, Perciformes, Bovichtidae. The coding region runs from base 465 to 1178 and encodes 237 amino acids. Gene Ontology annotation, cellular component: membrane.
ACUGAUCCACAUUCGUGUUUAGACAGCCUCCUAUUGAAGCCACGAAGAAGAAUGUUGUGAACAAGGAAGUUAAUAUUUUACAGGAAGUCAGCGUAAGCUGCCUUUUGUUUUGUUUUGUCUUUGUUUUCUGUAUCAAACUGAGGGCUCUUUUCUCCAGAGUAGUUUUCUAGAUUCAUUAAUAGGUUAUCGUUCAUCUGAUUUGUUUCUUUUAAGUUUCUUUUUGUUAUGACAGUUGGCGACAUUUGGCGUCAGCUGUGAGCGAGCUUCACAGGCUAACAACAUAGCUAACAGGCCUGAAGGCCAUCUGUCCAUUGUCUUCCCGUCACUCAAAUACUUAUCCUGUUUACAUCAAGCAGAUAGGUUUGAGGUCAACCGUCGUUUGGAAACAUUAGAUACGGCUUGAACAAAGCGCCAGGACCGUUGUCAUCCGUUCAUCGUCCAGUCGAUAAGGAGAUCGGGUGACCAUGUAUGCCCCGCCGGGUUCUACUGUUCCUGGAGGCCGGAGGAGGAGAGGAGGCACCUCCCUGCCCAAGCAGCCGGAGCGGAGCCUGGUGUCGGCUCUGCCCGGAGCUCUGUCCAUCACAGCGCUGUGCACGGCUCUGGCGGAACCGGCCUGGCUCCGGGUUCAUGGAGGCACCUGUCAGAGACAAGAGCUGGGGGUGGCAGAUGUCCUGGGGUACAUUGACCCCAAGCUUCUGGACGAUUACUGUGUGAACCCGCAGACCAUCUUGCUGAUGAGGGUGAUCGCUGCCUUCUGUUUCCUGGGCAUCUUGUGCAGCCUGACUGCGUUCCUCUUGGAUGUGUUUGGACCCAAGCACCCCGCUCUGAAGAUCACACGGAGAUAUGCAUUUGCACAUAUUCUCACAGUGUUGCAGUGUGCCACGGUCAUUGGAUUCUGCUACUGGGCCUCGGAGCUCAUCUUAUCACUACAGCAGCAACACAAAAAGUACCACGGCUCUCUCAUAUACGUCACUUUUGCCAUCAGCUUCUACCUGGUGGCAGGGGCAGGCGGAGCCUCUAUCCUCGCCACAGCAGCAAACCUCCUGCGCCACUACCCCACCGAGGAGGAGGAGCAGGCUUUAGAGCUGCUCUCUGAGAUGGAGGAUAGCAGUGAAACUUUUCCUGCUGAUUAUGACAUUGCCAAUCAGUUUCAGCCGCCGCCUGCCUAUACGCCCUAAUGCUGCCAGACUGGCCCUGUUAACACUCGCUUAUCUCUCAGCACGGCUAUUGGCUUGAUGAGCAAACCCCACUCUUUAUCAAAUGGAUAUCUUUGCAAAUACUCUCCAUAAUGAACACAGCGUGCACAGUUUGUGCACAAACUCCUUGACUGACAGCUUGGGUGCAUGAAAGCUUUCUUUAGUGGUGGCAGACAUGUCUCACCACUGAAGUUGUUAGUGAUUUGCAUGUAAAUGGCUUUUAGGAUUUGGUUCUUACAUGUAAAGGAAACUUAAACUGCAAGGAGUGCUCAACAUGGCUCAUCAUAAGUAUUUGAUGAAACAGCUUCAGCCUGAUCAGUGGCAAUUAUUGAGGCUGGGCUGUCGGCAGAUUGUCAGCGGUUGUGUUGCUCUUGGUUGGAUCGUGAAUGGAGCUUUGUUAAGCACCAUUUUGAUUUAAUUUUUGAUAUGCUUGCCGUGUGUAUGAUUUUACUUUCCUUAUUCAUUAAAAAUGCAGAAAUACACUGAGAAGAUUGAUUUAGAAAUUUCUUUCAUAUAAAGUAUCAAAUGGACCUUAUUUAUUUUUAUUUAGUUGUCUGUGCUGUGUCUUAUUUCCUUUCUUUUGCUUUGUAGGCGCCUGUCACUGGUUUAGUCUUAUUUAAUCACAUCUUUACUUGAAAUAACACAAGAAAAUUGUCUAAAAAUGUGAGACCUGUCUGUGUGGUGUUUUUAAAAAGGAUCGUGUUGAGAGCUAGCAGCCACGGAAAAAUUGAGAAACGUAUGUUUCACAAUACGAGACAUUUAGUAACGGGAGCGUCACCGCAUAAGUUGGUCGUGUCAUGUUUCUUGUAUUUGAUUUUAAGAAGAAACCUUAUUUGUACUUUGACUACCAUACGUGAACGUUUCAGUAUGUGUGUGAUUUUAUUUUUAUGCAUGAGCUCUCAUGUGCAAACUUUUAUUCUACAGGCAGAAUCGUAUGACAUCUCACACAAGGUGCCAGCGGAGGCUUAACGUUGUGAUGGUUGUGGUGACUAGUUGGCUGUAUAUUGUUCUGUUUACUCCAUUUCUGCAUUUUGUUCCUCAAAUUGUCAUCAUAUACUUUUCAUCACUAGUAUGUAAAUAUUGAUUGUUUCUACAUAAAAAGUGGUCAUAAUAAAAAUGAAUGCCAUAUU